Aspergillus viridinutans is the source of this 204-nucleotide messenger RNA. RefSeq lists its product as uncharacterized. The record is from RefSeq and is a predicted model, not a curated record. The transcript is spliced from 2 exons. Bases 1 to 204 code for a protein of 67 amino acids. Lineage: Eukaryota; Fungi; Ascomycota; Eurotiomycetes; Eurotiales; Aspergillaceae.
AUGCGGAUCGGCAAUCCGAAGGCAGAUAGUCGGGUGGGACUGGUUCUUCACGAGACACUGGCUAUCCCAGAAAUCCCAGAUGAUACUGCACAAUAUCUCAAUGAUGACAGAGGCGCAGCCUUCGCUCAACCCCAGGAGAUGUUCAAGUCAGCCUCCAAGGUGACGCAAAAGCAGUUCAUGAUGCUGCGCAUUUACGCCGCUUAA